AUGAGCCUUAAUUCCAUUCUUGGUAUAGCCGAUUUUGCACUGACUAAAGGCAAUACAAUUACUCCUUUGUGCCAAAAGGGAUAUUUUCCCUGUGGGAAUCUGACCAAGUGCUUACCACGUGCUUUUCACUGUGAUGGCGUGAAUGACUGUGGGAAUGGUGCUGAUGAGGAGAACUGUGGGGACACUAGUGGAUGGGCGACUAUAUUUGGCACAGUGCAUGGAAAUGCUGAUAAAGUGGCAUUCACACAGGAAUGCUUUCUAAACCAGUACCCACCAUACUGUGACUGCAGAUGGACAGAACUGGAGUGUGUAAACACUGGCGUAAAGUCUGUGCCUAACAUUUCCAGCAAUGUGACACUACUGUCUCUUAAAAGAAACAAAAUUCACAGUCUUCCAGAAAAAGUUUUCAUCAAAUACCCAGAACUUAAAAAGAUAUUUCUUCAGCAUAACUGCAUUAGACACAUAUCCAGGAAAGCAUUUUUUGGAUUACAUAAUCUGCAAAUAUUAUAUCUCAGCCACAACUGCAUUACAGCCCUCAGACCUGGAGUAUUCAAGGACCUGCAUCAGCUAACUUGGCUAAUUCUAGAUGACAAUCCAAUAACCAGAAUUUCACAGCAGCUAUUCACCGGAUUAAAUUCCUUGUUUUUCCUGUCUAUGGUCAAUAACUAUUUAGAAGCCCUUCCCAAGCAGAUGUGUGCCCAAAUGCCUCAACUCAACUGGGUGGAUUUGGAAGGCAACAGGAUAAAGUAUCUUACAAAUUCCACCUUUCUGUCAUGCGAUGCACUCACCGUGCUGUUUCUGCCUAGAAAUCAAAUUGAUUUUGUUCCAGAGAAGACAUUUUCUUCAUUAAAAAAUUUAGGAGAACUGGACCUGUCUAGCAAUCUGAUAAAGGAGCUACCAGCCCACAUUUUUAAAAACCUGAAACUUCUACAAAAACUGAAUCUGUCGUCCAACCCUCUCUUGUAUCUCCACAAGAACCAGUUUGAAAGCCUUGAACAACUUCAGUCUCUAGACCUGGAAAGGAUAGAGAUUCCAAAUAUAAACACACACAUGUUUCAGCCCAUGAGGAAUCUUUCUCACAUUUAUUUCAAAAACUUUCGAUACUGCUCCUAUGCUCCCCAUGUACGAAUAUGUAUGCCCUUGACUGACGGCAUUUCUUCAUUUGAGGACCUCUUGGCUAACAAUAUCCUCAGAAUAUGUGUCUGGGUUAUAGCUUUCAUAACCUGCUUUGGAAAUCUUUUUGUCAUUGGCAUGAGAUCUUUCAUUAAAGCUGAAAACUUGACUCACGCUAUGUCCAUCAAAAUCCUUUGUUGUGCAGACUGUCUUAUGGGUGUUUACUUGUUCUUCAUUGGCUUUUUUGAUAUAAAAUAUCGUGGGCAGUACCAGAAGUAUGCAUUGCUAUGGAUGGAGAGUUUCCCAUGCCACCUCAUGGGGGUCCUGGCCAUGCUGUCCACAGAAGUCUCUGUCCUGCUGCUGACGUACUUGACUUUGGAGAAGCUCCUGGUCAUUGUCUUUCCCUUCAGUAAUAUUCGUCCUGGAAAACGGCAGACCUCUGUCAUCCUCAUUGGCAUCUGGAUUGUGGGAUUUGUAAUAGCUGUGAUUCCAUUUUCAAACAAGGAUUAUUUUGGAAACUUUUAUGGAAAAAAUGGAGUAUGUUUUCCACUUUAUUAUGACCAAAGUGAAGAUAUUGGAAGUGAAGGAUAUUCUCUUGGAAUUUUCCUAGGUGUGAACUUGCUGGCUUUCCUCAUCAUUGUCUUUUCCUAUGGUGUUAUGUUCUGUUCCAUUAAAAAAACAGCCUUGCAGACUACAAAAGUGAGGCAUCGCAUUGGAAGAGAGGUGGCUGUUGCAAACCGUUUCUUUUUUAUCGUGUUCUCUGAUGCCAUCUGCUGGAUUCCCGUGUUUGUAAUUAAAAUUCUUUCCCUCUUCCAAGUGGAAAUACCAGACACAAUCACUUCCUGGGUAGUCAUUUUUUUCCUGCCAGUGAACAGCGCCUUGAACCCAAUCCUCUUCACACUCACAACCAGCGUCUUCAAGGACAAGUUGAAAGAGCUGCUACACAGGCAUCAGAGAAAAUCAAUUUUCCAAAUGAAAAAAAAAAGUUUAUCUACAUCCAUUGUGUGGGCAGAUGACUACUCUUCUGUUAAACUUGGGGUUUUGAACAAAUAA
Artibeus jamaicensis (Jamaican fruit-eating bat) is the source of this 2166-nucleotide messenger RNA. RefSeq names its product relaxin family peptide receptor 2 (gene RXFP2). The record is from RefSeq and is a predicted model, not a curated record. Lineage: Eukaryota; Metazoa; Chordata; Mammalia; Chiroptera; Phyllostomidae. Gene Ontology annotation, biological process: G protein-coupled receptor signaling pathway. The coding region runs from base 1 to 2166 and encodes 721 amino acids. Gene Ontology annotation, molecular function: protein binding; G protein-coupled receptor activity. Gene Ontology annotation, cellular component: membrane. The transcript has 18 exons.